This is a messenger RNA of Danaus plexippus (monarch butterfly), 1151 nucleotides long. RefSeq names its product N-acetylneuraminate lyase-like. Bases 159 to 1070 code for a protein of 303 amino acids. The record is from RefSeq and is a predicted model, not a curated record. The transcript has 7 exons. Gene Ontology annotation, biological process: N-acetylneuraminate catabolic process. Lineage: Eukaryota; Metazoa; Arthropoda; Insecta; Lepidoptera; Nymphalidae. Gene Ontology annotation, molecular function: 4-hydroxy-tetrahydrodipicolinate synthase activity; N-acetylneuraminate lyase activity.
CGCUAGUAUUACGUGACCAAAUUAUUGUGUUAGGUUAAAAAGGUGGCUGAUUAAGGCGAUGAUAAUAACCAAAGUAUUUAUGUAGAGAGUAAACACCAAUAUCAAUAAUUAUUUUUAAUCUUACGUAACAGUUGAAAACGUAUGCUCGUGUUUCCAAGAUGGUUGUUUUUAACGCUAGAGGCUUAGUGCCGCCGGUUUUCACCGCUCUGAAUGAUGACUACAGUGUGAAUUAUGCUGCCAUUCCUGGUUACGCCAAUUAUCUGGCUUCGAAUGGAAUAAAAGGAGUCCUGGUUGGAGGCACUACAGGAGAAAAUAUGUCUCUCUCUGUAUCUGAAAGAAAGAAAAUAGCUGAUGAGUGGGUGAAGGCCGGAAAGAUUCACGGCUUGCACAUCAUGGUACAAGUUGGUGGGGCGCCUUUUGUAGACGUCAUUGAAUUGGCAAAACAUUGCUCGAAAAUCGGAGUGGAUUCGUUACUUACAUUACCGGAGCUCUACUUCAAGCCUCAAUCGGUAACCGAGUUGGUUUCGUAUGUUGAAUUGGUAGCGCAGGCUGCCCCCAACUUACCGGUUUUAUACUAUCAUAUACCAUUUAUGAGUAAUGUUGCCAUGAACAUGCCAGCUUUUGUGACAGAAGCGACAAAACGGAUCCCCAAUUUCAAAGGUCUCAAAUUUACCAGCAACGAUUUGUCUGAAGGGUCCCAAACUUUACGAGCCUUGAAGAAUGAUCAGGAGAUAUUCUUAGGAGCGGAUACUCUGCUGGCUCCAGCGGUACUUCUCGGUAUAAAGUCCAGUAUCGGUACCACGUACAAUCUGUUCCCGCGGCAAGCUCAGGAUAUAAUGGAUGCGGUAGCUUGCUCAGACCUUGAACGUGCUAAAGCUUUACAGGAACAGUUGAACAAAGCUGUAGAGGCUUUCACGGCCGAAGGCCCCUGGGUCCCCACUUUAAAGGCUGCGAUGGAGAUCGUUACCGGCAUGAAAUUCGGCCCCCCGGCCUUACCUCAAAGACCGAUUUCUGAAGCAGCGAGAAAAAGAAUUGAAGAAGAGCUUAGGAUUUUGAAACUAAUAAAUUGAAAAGAUACAAAAUAUAUAAAUGUUUGGGCACUCAAAUAUGUUAUUGAUUGUGAAUGUAAAAAUAUUUUAAUGCAUAAUAUA